Molecule: messenger RNA, 1050 nt
Organism: Talaromyces amestolkiae
Lineage: Eukaryota; Fungi; Ascomycota; Eurotiomycetes; Eurotiales; Trichocomaceae
Exons: 3
Coding region: 1-1050 (349 amino acids)
Cellular component (GO): mitochondrion
Molecular function (GO): electron transfer activity; flavin adenine dinucleotide binding
Source: RefSeq, a predicted model, not a curated record
AUGAUCUCCGUCGCAAGGCCUUCGGUGUUGCGCGCUGUGCGCUCGCAGAUUCCUUCCUCACGACAGAUGUUCGACGUCCGGUUAUCGGCGCUCACACGACUAUUAUCGACACUUGCGAUUCUCGAGCAAAGAGGCGGCAAGCUCUCGUCAGCUUCUCUAUCCGCCAUUGCAGCUGCUCAGAAAUUGGGAGGCUCAGUUACGGGGUUCGUUGCUGGUGAGGGUGUCAAGUCAUCCGCUGCCGCUGAGGCGGCGAAGAUAAAGGGACUCGAGAAGGUUGUCGCAGUCGACAAUGCUGCGUAUGAGAAGGGCUUACCCGAAAACUACGCCCCGUUACUCGUGGACAAUAUCAAGAGCGGCGGAUAUACACAUGUGAUCGCAGGACAUUCCGCAUUUGGCAAGGGUCUCCUACCCCGUGUAGCAGCCCUCCUCGAUGUACAACAAAUUUCUGAUAUCACUGCCAUUGAGAGCGAAGAUACUUUCGUUCGACCCAUCUACGCCGGCAACGCCAUCCUCACAGUCCAAUCCGAAGAUCCGAUCAAAGUUAUCACCGUCCGAGGUACCGCUUUCCAAGGUGUUGAGACAGAGGGAGGUUCCGCAGAGAUUGUUGAUGGUGCCGACCCCAAGGCUGAGAGCACAACCGAAUGGGUUUCUGAGGAUCUCGCCAAGUCUGACCGUCCCGAUCUGGCAACCGCUUCUCGUGUCGUCUCUGGUGGUCGUGGGUUGAAGUCCAAGGAGGAAUUCGAUCGUGUGAUGCUACCAUUGGCCGAUGCCCUCGGCGCAGCAAUCGGUGCUUCUCGCGCUGCCGUGGACAGUGGAUACGCCGACAACAGUCUCCAAGUCGGACAGACUGGAAAGAACGUUGCGCCUCAAUUAUAUCUCGCCGCUGGUAUCUCCGGAGCGAUUCAGCAUUUGGCUGGUAUGAAGGAUAGUAAAGUCAUUGCCGCUAUCAACAAGGACCCCGAGGCUCCCAUCUUCCAGGUGGCUGAUGUUGGACUAGUUGGUGAUUUGUUUGAGAAAGUGCCGGAAUUAACCGAAAAGCUUAAGAAAUAG